UAUGGGAAUAAUAUUUAUAAAGUAAAUAUAGUAAACUCCUGCUAAUACAUCCAUUUCCUGAACAGAUUACUGGGAGUGACAUGGAUAAAUAAUAUGGCAUUAAUAAAAUGCACACACAAUCACAAUCACAAUUGGGAAUAUACCAGACUAGCAAGAGUUUACUGUAAAGUUAUAUUGUAAUUAUUAAUGGAAUAUGAAGGAAAAGCUUCAAUAACAUUUUAAUUAUCUAUUUACAGAGCAAUGGCAGUUCUAGAUCCACUGCAAUUAAUAAUUACGAAUUUUCCUUAUGAUAAAAGUAUAGAUGUAGAGGUUCCAAAUUUUCCUAAUCAAAGUCAGAAAGGUUAUCAUAAAGUGCCUUUUUCAAAAAUUGUUUAUAUCGAAAGAAGUGAUUUCCGAGAGGUAGAAGAACGGGGUUACAGGCGAUUUAGUCCAAACCAGUAUGUUGGAUUAAAACAUGCCAACUAUGUUGUCUUUUUAUCUAAUGUUAUCAAGGACGGAAAUGGAAAUAUAAGUGCCUUAGAAGUUAUGUGUAAGCCAGCAACAGAAGUAGAAAAGCCAAAAGCCUUCAUUCACUGGGUGUCUGAACCAGCAAAGUGUGAAGUGAGGAUAUAUGACAGGCUAUUCAAACACAAAAAUCCAGAAGACACUGAAGUUGUUCCGGGUGGAUUCAUUUCGGAUUGUAAUCCAGACUCUCUAAAAAUAAUCAAGAAUGCUAUGGUUGACAUAUCUGUGAAAAGAGCCAAACCUUUUGAUAAGUUCCAGUUUGAACGUUUAGGUUAUUAUAGCAUAGACCCAGAUUCAACACAUGACAAUCUAAUAUUUAAUUGCACAGUUUCAUUAAAGGAAGAUUCUGGAAAGAUGUGAUUAUUUAAAUGUAUUUAAUUUGAUCAGAAAAUUCCACUGGAAUACUUUACAAAAUAAAAUUAUUUCUCUGAA
Centruroides sculpturatus (bark scorpion) is the source of this 936-nucleotide messenger RNA. Its product is annotated as glutamine--tRNA ligase-like. The transcript is spliced from 6 exons. Gene Ontology annotation, biological process: translation; glutaminyl-tRNA aminoacylation. Lineage: Eukaryota; Metazoa; Arthropoda; Arachnida; Scorpiones; Buthidae. Gene Ontology annotation, molecular function: glutamine-tRNA ligase activity; ATP binding. The coding region runs from base 241 to 864 and encodes 207 amino acids. Gene Ontology annotation, cellular component: cytoplasm; aminoacyl-tRNA synthetase multienzyme complex; cytosol. The record is from RefSeq and is a predicted model, not a curated record.